Molecule: messenger RNA, 1400 nt
Organism: Lactuca virosa
Lineage: Eukaryota; Viridiplantae; Streptophyta; Magnoliopsida; Asterales; Asteraceae
Source: the annotation of a GenBank genome assembly
AUGACACCUGCAUUCUCAGGCCUCCCUUUUGAGAGGCUCAUACCACCACCGUGUCGCCAAUGUCAGUGCCAGACUGGAUGCCCAACAGAAGAAAUUCAACCUCCCAAUCCUCCCAACCACUACCAUUGGCUCUUUCCCACAAACCAUCGAACACCAGUUUUAUUUGCCGGAUUGAAUGACAUGGAGGGAUGGAUACAAGGUUCAAAUAAAGAAUGGGCGAAGUUUGAGAAAAGGAUGAUGCACACCUCAAUAAUCGGUUUUCUCUGUGGCUUAAGGUUUCCAUCGACACUACAGAGGGAAAAAGGAUCUGACAUGAAUAAUUUAGUCAAAGAUGCUUCCAUGGAUCCAAUCAAAGAGGCUUUGAAACGACGACUGCUUUUUUUUUUGCUUAGUUGAUUGGUGUAGAGCAGUGUAUGCAUUUUCACAUCUGUUUUGGCUGGAUGAUCAAGAUGGAGAAAAGAUUCCAGGUUUCUCCUUUGCCUUAAACGUGCAUUAAGGAUCAGAAAUGCUACACAUGGUAGUAACGGCUCUGUUACUCUCUUUGUUGAAAUACUCAACAAAUUCGUGAAUCCAUCUGAGCUCUUUUCCCUGAUAGAGAAUGAUUAACUCUUGUUAGACCUAUGGACAAUGAGAACGACCUCCAAUGACUUGACCAGAUUCCGAGUUUAAAGUAUGACUUGAUGCUUUAACAUUUAGAGGACUAGGUCCAAGCAAGUGAGGGACACAAUUAUGAUUAGAACUAUUUUUGCACGUAUCACAAAGUCUUUUCUAGAUCCUCUUAAUAAUGGUGCAGACAUGCAGUGCCUAUAAUAUCCUCCUCAUGGAAGAGUUUUGAAGAAACGAAGUGUGAAAGGGCAUAGUAGCUCUCUAGUGUCAAUCUUUCAUCAUGCAAAGCCACCUGAGGAAUUUUUAUAUAAACCAAUGUACAUGAAGAGAAGCACAUGAAGAGGUUAUUCAAAAGGAGAUGGCCAAUUUUUAUGUCAUUGUAGUGGGAUCUGGUUCUGCUAGACAAGAAUGUGAAAAACAUUUUCAUACGUUUUUGAAAAAGGCUUUUGAGGAUCAUAAAUGAAUGCCUUAUGUCUCAACCCAAAUGGCCUUAGUUGAGAGCAACGCUAACAAUAUGAGGAUAUUCAACAGAAAAAUAUGAGGAAGCUUAACCAAAUAGAAUAUCAUGUAUCGAAUAGCGUUUCAACACAAAAAUGUAGAUGGUUCAAGCAAAGCUAGAACAACAACUUGCACAAGCAAUGACUAUGAUUAACACUUUGAGUGAACAUGUCAAAACUUGUAUUAAUCAAUGAUAGAAUAUCAUGUAUCGAAUAGCGUUUUAUGUUUAAUUUGUAGUGACAUUUGAUUUUAAAAUAUGUACCUUUUGAUAUAUUGGAUAUUUCUUUUAGUUUCUA